AUGUCGAAAUGCACAUUCCACAUAGAGCGGACUGGUUGGGGCGACGUGGAGGAGCUGCCUGGGAACGCCCGGCGCGUGAUCUACGUGCCUCUGGGCGCCGAGCUGGAUGCCUGCCCGCAGGGUCUCACGUGCCGUCAUGUCGUACAGGCGACCGGAUUCGAUUUCUACUCGGGCGAGCCUCGCGUGCUGGGGCUGCCGCUCGAGACACACUCGAGCGAGCUGCUGAGUGCUGGGGACGGCAUCCGCGGCGAGUGCUGCCUCGUCGUUGGCUCGGGCAAGUCGUCCAUCGACGUGGUGCGCCUCCUCGUCAAGCAAGGCAACACCGUGCGUUGCGUGUACCGCAACCCGACUGCGUACCUUGCCUUAAAGAUGCCCUGCAGAUUAUAA
Messenger RNA from Emiliania huxleyi CCMP1516, 387 nucleotides. RefSeq lists its product as hypothetical. Bases 1 to 387 code for a protein of 128 amino acids. The transcript is spliced from 2 exons. NCBI's taxonomy places the organism in Eukaryota, Haptophyta, Isochrysidales, Noelaerhabdaceae. The record is from RefSeq and is a predicted model, not a curated record.